This is a messenger RNA of Fragaria vesca subsp. vesca, 532 nucleotides long. RefSeq lists its product as uncharacterized. The transcript has 2 exons. The record is from RefSeq and is a predicted model, not a curated record. Lineage: Eukaryota; Viridiplantae; Streptophyta; Magnoliopsida; Rosales; Rosaceae. The coding region runs from base 138 to 335 and encodes 65 amino acids.
GAGAGAGACCUCAUUUCUAGUUUCCGAGAGAGCAGGAAGCUACUUAAAGGAAUCAGGCACCCGUUUCUCUUUCUCUCUCUCUCACCCAAUUUUGCCCAGAGAAUCGAACUGUGUCUGAUUUUAAGGUAGCAUAAAAUAUGGCAAUAAAACCAACAGUUGCCUUGAGAGCUAUACUUGUGGGAGGAAUAGCAGCAUUUGCAAAAGUAGCCACUGCAAUGAAGGCUGCAGGUGGUGCCAAGGUAGGUGUAGCCGCAGCUGCCAUGUCGGCAGCAGCAAGUGCUGCUUUGUCAUCAAAACAAGAAUCAAAGGAUGACUCCAAGCAGCCUUCAAAAUGAGUUGAUGUAGAUGUAACCUGUAAUUUCUGUAGCAUAGUGUUGGCUUCCCCUCUGUGUUUGUUGGGACAUGGGAGCAAAUUUGCUACAUUUGAGUUGUAAGCUUGAAUACAAGACACAAGACCGAUGUAAUUUUGAAUGUACGACAAUGCUGAAACACUUGAAAUAAAAUAAGUGCCUUUUUUUUGUCUGAACUGUGA